Messenger RNA from Macaca mulatta (Rhesus monkey), 2576 nucleotides. The record is from RefSeq and is a predicted model, not a curated record. Lineage: Eukaryota; Metazoa; Chordata; Mammalia; Primates; Cercopithecidae.
UGUAGUUAAGUAAAACAUUUAGAAAGGUGGAUGCAUAGAUUUCUUUUUCUUUUUUAAAACUAGCAUUCUCUUAGAUACAUGUGUUAGCCACUUUUUCUUCUGUUAUAAAAUGGUACUUCUCUGAAAUGUUUGUAGUAUUAAGUGAAAAGACAUUUCUAAAAUCCUUAGUAAUUGUUAUGAACCCUAAUAGUGUAUUUCUUAUCACUGGAACUUUACGCAUGGGUUCUUAGAUAUUAGAACAUACAUACCCUAUGUAUAUUCAAAUGAAAAGGAUACACAACCUGCAUAUAGACAGACUAAGAACUAUGUUACUAAAUCCAGGGUGUUGAUAUUUACCUGUGUGAAAGUCAUAGGCUAUUUGGAGAGAAAAAAAAUGUGUUUUGCUCUGUGUCCUUUAGUCAAACGUUAAUGUGCAGGUGACUCACCUGUGGAUCUUUAAAUGAAGAAUCUAAUUCAGUAAGUCUGGCAAGGGGGUGAGAUUCUGCGUUGCUAAGAAGCUUCCCGGUGCUGCGGGUGCUGCUGGUCCAAGGACUAUAAUUGAAGUAGCAAGCCUGUAGAUAAAUAUCUUAACCUCUAGCCUUUAUAUUUUCAGAUAGAAAUAUCACAUGUAGAGCCCAUAUCUUUGGAUCUCCUGGCUUAGAAGUUGGAAAGACUUACACCAUCAGCUUCCAUGAGCACUAUGAGUCUUACAUGCUGAACAGAAGUUAUUUUCCAGUGAUGAAGAUUAAAACUUGACAAGAUAUUCAGAGGUCACCAUAACUGAAGCAUCUGAAGAUGACUAUGAAUAUGAAGAGAUACCAGAUGAUAAUUUUAGCAUCCCAGAAGGUGAAGAAGAUCUGGCAAAAGCAAUUCAGAUGGCCCAAGAACAGGCUACAGAUACUGAAAUUUUGGUAUGAGUUAAUACAGAAAGGAGUGACUGAACUUAGAACUGUUGGGAAUGUUCCAGAUGUCUACACCCAGAUUAUGCUUUUGGAAAAUGAGAACAAAAAUUUAAAGAAAGAUUUGAAGCACUACAAACAAGCAGCUGACAAAGCUAGAGAAGAUCUGCUGAAAAUUCAGAAAGAGCGUGAUUUUCAUCGAAUGCAUCACAAGCGAAUAGUCCAGGAAAAAAACAAAUUAAUCAAUGACCUCAAAGGGUUGAAGUUACAUUAUGCGUCUUAUGAACCAACUAUAAGGGUGUUACAUGAGAAACACCACACUUUACUGAAGGAGAAAAUGCUGACCUCCUUGGAAAGAGACAAAGUAGUUGGGCAGAUUUCUGGACUUCAAGAAAUAUUGAAGAAUGUGGAAAUUGGACAUAGUUACCAUGCUCCUGAAAUGAAAGUUGGUCGUAGUCGCGAAAAAGAAAAUACACCAGAAGGUCCUACUCAGAAAGGUCUUCGUGAAGCCAGAGAACAAAACAAAUGUAAAACAAAGAUGAAAGGCAAUACAAAGGAUUCAGAAUUUCCUAUAGAUAUGCAACCAAAUGCAAACCUGAAUGUUUGUAAAGAAAAUCUUUCUCCAGCAAAAUUUGACUACAAGCUGAAAAAUAUUUUUAGACUCCAUGAACUUCCAGUGAGCUGUGUCUCCAUGCACCCCCACAAAGACAUCCUAGUCUCCUGUGGCGAGGACCGACUCUGGAAGGUGUUGGGCCUUCCAAAAGGCAACGUGCUUCUCACGGGAUUUGGCCACACUGAUUGGCUUUCAGACUGCUGCUUCCAUCCAAGUGGCAACACAUUGGCUACUUCAAGUGGUGACACUACAGUUAAAUUAUGGGAUCUAUGUAAAGGCGAUUGCAUUUUGACCUUUGAAGGACACAGUCACGCAGUAUGGUCCUGCACGUGGCACUCCUGCGGCAAUUUUGUGGCUUCCUCCUCACUGGAUAAAACUAGCAAAAUCUGGGAUGUUAAUAGUGAAAGAUGCAGAUGUACGCUGUAUGGACAUACAGAUUCUGUGAACAGCAUUGAGUUUUUUCCCUUCUCCAAUACUCUUCUCACAAGUUCCGCAGACAAGACCCUGUCUAUAUGGGAUGCAAGAACAGGUAUAUGUGAACAGUCACUUUAUGGUCACAUGCAUUCUAUCAAUGAUGCCAUUUUUGAUCCCAGGGGUCACAUGAUAGCAUCCUGUGAUGCCCGUGGGGUUACAAAGCUAUGGGACUUUCGGAAGCUGUUACCAAUUGUGUCCAUCGAUAUAGGUCCAAGUCCUGGCAAUGAAGUGAAUUUUGAUUCAUCAGGUCGAGUUUUAGCUCAGGCAAGUGGCAAUGGUGUUAUCCAUUUGCUAGAUCUUAAAUCUGGGGAGAUUCACAAAUUGAUGGGCCACGAAAGCGAGGUACACACGGUUGUGUUUUCUCACGACGGGGAGAUUCUGUUUUCUGGAGGCUCUGACGGCACAGUUCGAACGUGGUCUUGACUGUCAGCACAUCCCGCUGCAGAGGGCAUUCCCUUUAAGGCUUGAAAAUGCUUCCUGUAGUCCCAAACCAGCAAAUAACUGGUUAAAUGUGCCAGCAGGUAACAUUUACAGUCUGCUUUAAAACAUGCUUUGCACAUAUAUUUUAGUGCGCAUACUGUUACUAAUAAAAAAAACUUUAUGCUCACCCA